GAAAAUGAAAUGAAAACACAAAUCAAACAUAAAUUUCAAUUAUUCCCGUAUUUUUCUGUGUUCGUCAUUCAUUCAUUUAUAUGUUUGUGUGUGAAUAUUGUUAUUAUUCAUUUCAAUCGUAUGAACACCUGAAACAUACUAAAAGUUUAUUAGUUUUUUUUCAAACAAAUCCGAAUCAAUUUUUUUAAAAAAUUGUGCUAUUUUUUUCUGAAAUAAAAUUGUUUAUUUUCAAAUGAUCAACAAUGAUGAAUCCAUUAUUAUAUGCAUCGGCAGCACAACAAUUAUCCGACACUGUACGACAACAAAUGGAAAUAAUGCAGCAAAUUAAUUUACAAAAAAAUCAUAUUCAUCAUCAUACAAAUCAAAGUUUUCUAAAUGAAAUUCAACAACAACAACGUAUAAGCCAUAAAAAUGGCUUAUUUAUCGAUCCAUUUAUUACGGCUGGACAUGCAUACCCAACAUUAAUUUCAUCACAACAUCAACCAACACAACUACAAUCUUCACAUCAUCACCCUCAUUUGAAUCAACAUCAAUUGAAUGCAUCAUUAACAAAAUUGUCGGAAUUAGAAAAUGAAAUCAAAAAUAGUAUUGAAUUUGAUAAAAAUAAUGAUGAUAAAGAUGGUGAAAAUAAUGAUGUUAAACAGAUGUCCAAUCAAAAUACAGAUAUCGAUUCCGAUAUUGAUAUUGAUAACAUAAUCGAUGAAGAAGAAGAAGAAGAAGAUGAUGAUGAUGAAAAUGAUGAUAAUGAUGUGAGGGAUGAACAUGAUGAAAGUAAUGAUAAAUCGAUUAAAAAAUCUACAUCAUCGAAAACGAAUGUCAAAUCAACAAAAAAAUCAUCCACAGUCAAGCCACCAUUCUCUUAUAUUGCUCUUAUUACAAUGGCCAUUUUACAAUCUCCAGGAAAAAAAUUAACUCUUAAUGGUAUAUGUGAAUUCAUUAGAAAUCGUUUUCCAUAUUAUAAAGAAAAAUAUCCAAUGUGGCAGAAUAGUAUACGUCAUAAUCUUUCAUUAAAUGAUUGUUUUGUUAAAAUUCCACGUGAACCUGGCAAUCCGGGUAAAGGAAAUUAUUGGACCUUGGAUCCAGCAUCCGAAGAUAUGUUUGAGAAUGGAAGUUUUUUACGACGACGUAAACGUUUUAAACGACAACAUUUAGAUCUAUUACAGGCAUAUGGUGCCUGUCCUAUUGCUGCAUUUGGUCCAGCGGCUGCAGCAGCGGCAGCAGCCGCAAGUGUUGUUCAUGAUACGUAUCGACAACAUGCAAUAGCUGCGGCAGCUGCAGCAAUAUUAAGUGGAACAUCACCAACGACCAGAAAUAUUAAUCCACACCAUUCUCAACAUACAUUAAAUCCAUAUCAAACAAUAUUGAAUCAUAUGACGCCUAAUACAUUCCCAGCGACAAAUCAAACAUCAUCGAUAGAUUCAUUGGAUACAUUAUCUUCGUAUAAUAUGGCUAGAACAACAACUUUGCCACCUUUAUCAUCAUCAUCAGCAAAUAUUUUGAGUAGAAAUGAUAAUUAUAUUCUAAGUCAAAUUUCAAAUGCUCCUAACGCCUGUCCAUUAUCAUCAACAUCAUCAUCGUCAUCAUCAUCAUCGCCAUUAUCACAUUCAUCAUUAAAAAAUGCCUCAAAUCAUUCGAACAAUCAACAAAUUUCAAGUCCAUCCGGUGCAUUAACACCUAUUUCAUUGAAUGGUUCAUCAUGUUCACCCGGUUUAAAUGGUAAUAUCGAUUCAUCAUCAGUAACAAUUAAUAAUAAUAAGGAAAAAAAUCAUCGUACAAAAUUUACAAUCAAUGAUAUAAUUGGUAGUGAUGGAUCAAAUGAAUGUCAUGAAUCAACCAAUGUUAAAAGGCCAAGAAUUGACGAACAGUCAAAUAAUGAUCAAAUAAAAAAAUCAUCUGAUCAAGAAUCAGCCGGAUGUAUAUUAAGUCGUAUGGCAUCAAAACAUUAUCAAUAAAAUUACUCAAUCAGUUUCCAUAAUAAUCCCAAAGUGCCAAUUUUUUUUGUAUAACAAUCAUCAUCAUCACAAAUAUUGUAAUAAUAUUAAUAA
Dermatophagoides pteronyssinus (European house dust mite) is the source of this 2045-nucleotide messenger RNA. RefSeq lists its product as uncharacterized. Gene Ontology annotation, molecular function: DNA-binding transcription factor activity, RNA polymerase II-specific; RNA polymerase II cis-regulatory region sequence-specific DNA binding. Gene Ontology annotation, biological process: cell differentiation; anatomical structure morphogenesis; regulation of transcription by RNA polymerase II. The record is from RefSeq and is a predicted model, not a curated record. NCBI's taxonomy places the organism in Eukaryota, Metazoa, Arthropoda, Arachnida, Sarcoptiformes, Pyroglyphidae.